Molecule: messenger RNA, 655 nt
Organism: Quercus lobata
Lineage: Eukaryota; Viridiplantae; Streptophyta; Magnoliopsida; Fagales; Fagaceae
Product: probably inactive leucine-rich repeat receptor-like protein kinase At5g48380
Exons: 1
Coding region: 11-586 (191 amino acids)
Cellular component (GO): membrane
Source: RefSeq, a predicted model, not a curated record
UGGAGGGUUAAUGUUCAUGAAUUCAAAUAUCAUCGACACAAGAAAUAGUUCUUUUGUAGACCGUGGGGUAUGGGAGUUGGGUUUUGUUAAAAAGGAUGUCUAUGACUUUGGAAUUCUGCUUCUUGAGCUAAUUACAAGAAAGGAACCCACUGAAAUUAACAGUUUUUCAUAUGGUUUUAAUGGGAGUUUGUUUGAUUGGAUAACUCACCUUUUGAGCAAUUCAUAUGAUAUUUACAGUGUUAUUGAUAAUUCUCUGAUUGGCAAAGGAUUUGAUGGUGAAAUCUUUGAGUUACUUAGAAUUGCAUGUACCUGUCUUAACCCCUUCCCUAGUCAAAGGCCAACAGUGCUUGAAUUGUACAAUACAAUAAGUACUUUUGGGGAGAGAGAUGGCAUCACAAAUGACUCUAAGAUAUUGAUGCAACCUGAAAUUGCUAUUGCAAGUAGCUCAAUUGACAUCAAUACAGUAAGUACUUUUGGGGAGAGAUAUGGCAUCAAAAAUGACUUUGAGAUAUUGAUGCAAUCUGAAAUUGCUAUUGCAAGUAGCUCAAAUGAAAUUGUUGAGCUAGAAAUUGCAGAGACCAAUUGAAGCAUGAUAUAAAAAGUGUAGCUUUCACAUUUUGAAAUAUAUGUAACAUAUUUGCUGUCCCAAACGUUA